Molecule: messenger RNA, 903 nt
Organism: Saprolegnia parasitica CBS 223.65
Lineage: Eukaryota; Oomycota; Saprolegniomycetes; Saprolegniales; Saprolegniaceae
Exons: 3
Coding region: 1-903 (300 amino acids)
Cellular component (GO): membrane
Molecular function (GO): lipase activity
Source: RefSeq, a predicted model, not a curated record
AUGACGCCCGGCGAGGUCGAGCUCCGCGCCCUCGCCACGCACGCCCGCCAGCAUGUGGCCAGGCGCAACGCCUCUCUCUUUGCGCAGUCGUGGGUCCCAUCGAGUAGCAAGGCCAUCGUACUCCUCGUGCAUGGCAUGAACGAGCACUCGGGGUACCUGCAUCGGCUCACCGCCGCCUUGCUGCGCGCAUCAUACGGCGUGUACGCGUUUGACCACGAAGGCUUUGGCCGAAGCUCGGGCACGCACGCGCUCGUGACCGACUACGCAGCGCUCGUCGACGACGUCCAAGCGCACAUUGCAUUGGCACGCGCGACGUGGCCCGAGAAGCCGAUCUUUCUCGCCGGCUGCUCAUUUGGCGCCGCGCUCAUCGUGCACGCGCUAUUGCACUCGCUGGAAGGCAUUGACGGCGUGAUCCUCCAGGCCCCAGCGCUCCAACUGGCCGCGAACCGCCGCCCGCCUGCCGUCGUCGAAGCCCUCGUCAGUGUUCUCGCUCGCAUCGCUCCUCGCCUCCCGAUCGUUCCGUCCAACGGCGGCAAGGGCUCGAGUCCGCUCGUGCGCGCCGCCGUCGUGGCCAAGAAACGCGCCGACCCGCUCUACUACUCGGGCAAGGUGCGUCUCGGAACCGCCUACUCGGUGCUGCAGACCAUGGACGGUCUCCAGACGCCAGCCGCAACGGCGGCCUUUGCGUCGCUCAACGUCCCUCUCCUCGUGCAGCACGGUACCGCCGACGUGGUCUGCGCCCUCGAUGGCUCCGAGACAUGGUUCCACGCGCUCGUAAGCUGCCACGACAAGCAGCUCAUCGCGUACCCUGACGCGUGCCACGACCUCUUGCACGAGCCGGCGCCGAUCGCAGACGCGGUCGUCGCGGACCUUGUCGCGUGGCUCGAUGCGCGCACAACGUGA